GUUGCCAAUUCUGACUGAAGCUAUUCCGGGAGAUUUCCCCUCCCCCCAACAUGAUGUAAUGUCAUUAAUUGUACCGUACCUAUUAAAAUCUCCGGAUUGCUUUCAAUAGUUACCGGGAGAUCGAUGCCAAUGCCAAUUCUGGUAGGGCUGGCAACCCUACCCAUCGGUAAAAUAGGGAAUGAUCCUGUCUUUGUCUAAUCUGACUGGGAUUGUUCAGGUCAGGGUCUGCCUCUCCCUGUGGGUCUGUGCAGCACCUGGCAGAAAUUGGGGCCCCCAUUGCUGCAGAGAUCCACAGGGAGAAACAGCCUCUGUCCUGUACAACUCACGCUCUGAUUAGACACAGGAUGGGAGGAGAAACUGAGGCACUAUGUGGGGAAGACACUUGUCCAAGGUCAGCAGCAGAGCUAGGAGUAGAACCCUGGUGUCCUGGCUCUCAACCGCCUGCUCUAACCACUAGACCCCCACUCCCCUCCCUAGGAUAGAGCCCAGUCCUGGCUCCCAGCCUCGCACCCUCCCCACUGGGCUGUUUCUCCGGGUUCAGGGCCCUCCCUGCGCACGGCUGAGGGAGUCGAUUCUCCUGCAGGGUCCAUUCUGCGGGUUUCCGCAGAGCCCUGGGGGAGCCGAGCUGGACUCCCGGGCCAGAUCCGGGCCAGGCCGGCGCCGGAAGGGUUAACACCACCAGCUCAGCAGCACCAGGAACCGGCUGCACCUGCCUGGCCCGGGGCCCAGCCAGCUCCACCUGCGGCAGGUGUGGCCCGGCCAGGAAGCAGCAGCCCGGCCCUGGCCGCUGCCCCAGUCCCCCGUGCCCGGCCCGGCCGGCCCCAUGGAGCUGCCCGCGGUGCCCCAGUCCUGGCGCUACUGGCUGCUGCUGGGCUCCUAUGGGCUCUUCCUGCUGCUCGGCACCGCCGUCUUCGUGGGCAUCGAGGCGCCGCAGGAGGCCGGGCUCCGGGAGGCGCUGCGGGGCGCCAGGGCCGGCUUCGUGCGCCAGCACCAGAGCUGCCUGUCGGAGCCCGGCCUGGAGCGGCUGCUGGAGCGGGUGCUGGACGCCGAUAGCUACGGGAUCUCCGCGCUGGGCAACGUCUCCGACGACGAGAACUGGGACUUCAGCUCGGCGCUGUUCUUCUCCGCCAGUGUCCUCACCACCACGGGCUAUGGCCAUACGGUGCCCCUGUCAGAUGGGGGGAAGGUUUUCUGCAUCUUCUACACCCUGCUGGGACUCCCAGCCACCCUGCUCCUGGCCACUUGUCUCCUGCAGCGACUCAUGGGGCUGCUGAGCCACCGGCCCGUUCAGUAUCUUCACACCCACUGGGGCAUCUCUCCAGGCCAUGCAGCACUGGGACACGCAGCUGCCAUGGGACUGAGUGUACUGGGUCUUUUUAUCCUGCUGCCAGCCCUCUGCUUCUGGGCCCUGGAGAACGGCUGGACCUUCCUGGAGUCCGUCUACUUCUGCUUCAUCUCACUCAGCACCAUUGGGCUUGGGGACUACGUGCCAGGUCGUGGCAGCCCCUCCUCGCUGCGCCAUCUCUACAAAAUCAGCAUCACCUGUUAUCUUCUCCUGGGGCUCCUGGCCAUGCUGCUGGCCCUGGAGACCAUCUAUGAGCUGCGCGAGAUCCACAGUCUUGUCCGAUUCUUUGCCCCCCCACGGGCCCCUGCCUCCCCCUCUAGUGAGGACGAUGACCAGCUGGAGAUCCUGAGCUGUGACCAGCUGGGCCUGGCUACUGUCUGCGGGGCCACCCCCUCUGGGAGCCAAGCGGACAGCGAGGCAGAUGGGAGAGCGGCACCCCAUGAUGGCCCCUCUGGAUAACCCCCAUGGACAAUGUGUUGUGUCCCCCCCUCCCCCCACACACACACACCUCCUUUCAUGCAUCAAUAAAUGAAGCUGUACAGAAUAGACACUGACCGUGGGCAUGUGGAGUGGGGUGCCAGGCUGGUACUAGUACCAUUGUUUUGUCUCGGGACGGGGAGAAUAUGGGCUGGAUGAUCCCAUUGGCAGGGCCGCCCAGAGGAUUCAGUGGGGCUGGGGCAAAGCAAUUUCGGGGGCCCCUUCCAUUAAAAAAAAAAGUUGCAAUACUGUAGAAUACUAUAUUCUCAUGGGGGCCCCUGGGGCAAAUUGCCCCACUUGCCCCCCCUCCAGGUGGCCCUGCCCAUUGGUUUCACUGGGGGAGAGAGGGAUACAGGGGUGGCUGAUCCCAUGGGUUGGAUCUGGGGCAGAAGAGAGGGGAGACGCUGGCAUGGAAGAGCCCACAGGUGUGACCCUGAGUGGGCAGGGGAGGGGGAGAUACUGGGCUGGAUGGAGAUGGGAAGGCACUUAGUAGCCUCAGAGUAAACAAGCCACCCUCCUGUGACCUAUCCCACCAUCACCAGGAAUUACCCAGGAGCUGCUAAGAGCUGUUGCCCAGGAGUGGUAAGUCUUGGACCCUGUGCCUGUCCCUGAGCCAGGCCAAUGCCAGCCUCACAGCCCAGGGGAGCAGCAAAGACUACCAUCUGGGCCCUAUGGUCACUCCUACCUCCUGGCCCACCUGGCCACAGCAAGGUGAGAAUUCCCUUCCCAGAGGGGUACAGCUCUGGAAGGGAAGGGGUCUAGUGGGUUAGAGCAGGGGGUGCUGGAAGCCAGGACUCCUGGGUUCUAAUCCAGGAUGUGAACAGUUCAAAUAGGUAAAAAGUUCCUAAUGCCAGUUACAAUGUUGUGGUGGUUUGUUGUUUUAAUAACUGUUGCACUGCUGUGGAGGAAGCUCACAGCACCGAGUCCCCAGCUGGGGGCACUGCUGUGGAGGAAGAUUGCAGUGCUGCACUCACCCUUUCCUUUCUCAGGUGAGCACCCCCACUUGCGGAUCCCCUCUCCAGACAGUACGCCUGGGCCACAGGGAGGGUGUGGGGUGGGGCCCUGAUGGUGGCUAGCAUCCCCUUUUCCUGGGUCUGGGAAAACCACUGUGCCCAGCUUGCCCUGUCUGCCUUGGACGGACACCCGUCUUCAACAAAUGGCUCAAUACCAUCUGGAACUGCUUCUUCCUUCUCCUCUAUCCUGCUGGGCACAGCUGUGCCCCCCCCACCAGCCGAGACCAGAGAGUCGGGAGGGAGGGCUGGCAGCCAGGACUCCUGGGUUCUUCCCAGCUCUGGAAGGGGAGUGGAGUCUAGUGGGUUAGAGCAGGGUGGCUGGGAGUCAGGAUGCCUGGGUUCUGUCGCUAGCUCUGGGAGGGGUGUGUAUGGGGGGAAUUAAACUGGGCUAAAUGCUCACUGUAAUUUCACUAACACAUUAAUCGGGGGGGGGUGAGUUAAACUAACCAAAUCCCUGACAAUCCCUUGGAAAGGACAUGGG
Messenger RNA from Chrysemys picta bellii (western painted turtle), 3316 nucleotides. RefSeq names its product potassium two pore domain channel subfamily K member 7 (gene KCNK7). NCBI's taxonomy places the organism in Eukaryota, Metazoa, Chordata, Testudines, Emydidae. Gene Ontology annotation, cellular component: plasma membrane. The record is from RefSeq and is a predicted model, not a curated record. Gene Ontology annotation, molecular function: outward rectifier potassium channel activity; potassium ion leak channel activity. Gene Ontology annotation, biological process: stabilization of membrane potential; potassium ion transmembrane transport.